Molecule: messenger RNA, 2567 nt
Organism: Cuscuta campestris
Lineage: Eukaryota; Viridiplantae; Streptophyta; Magnoliopsida; Solanales; Convolvulaceae
Source: the annotation of a GenBank genome assembly
CGUCAAAAUCAAAACCUGGAUCGGGUACCGACGAUUAUAUUCGCCGGGAUUUAAGAAAGAAGAAGAGAAAAUGCUGACCGCCGACGGAGAAAACGGCGUCGCCGCCCAUCCAAAGUUGCUACCGAAGCGCAUAAUCCUAAUUCGGCACGGCGAGAGCCAGGGGAACAAGGACGACGCCGCGUACACAGUGACCCCAGACUACAAGAUCCCGCUGACGGCGGAGGGAAUCGAGCAGGGGAGGCGGGCCGGGUCGCGGAUCCGGCGAGUUCUCUCGGGCGGAGGCGGGGACUGGAGCGUGUACUUCUACGUGUCACCGUACGAGCGGACGCGGUCGACUCUGCGGGAGAUGGGCCGGGCCUUUCCUCGGAAACGGGUCAUCGGGGUGAGGGAGGAGUGCCGGAUCCGGGAGCAGGACUUCGGGAACUUUCAGGUGACGGAGAGGAUGAAGGUGAUCAAGGAGACGAGGGAGAAGUUCGGGCGCUUCUUCUACCGAUUCCCGGAAGGCGAAUCGGCCGCCGACGUUUUCGAUCGCGUCUCAAGCUUCUUUGAAUCGCUAUGGAGGGACAUAGACAUGCAGAGGCUGCAGGGAGCGGAGCAGCAGCAGGACCCAAUGGCGGGGGCGGCGGGGGAGUUGAAUCUGGUGAUGGUGUCCCACGGGCUGGCGCUGCGGGUGUUCAUGAUGAAGUGGUUCAAGUGGACGGUGGAGCAGUUCGAGCGGCUGAACAACCUCGGCAACUGCGAGUUCCGGGUCAUGCAGCUCGGCAGCGGGGGCGACUACAGCCUCGCCGUGCACCACUCCCCGGAAGAGAUGCGCGCCUGGGGACUCUCCCCCGAGAUGAUCCAAGACCAGACGUGGCGUGCUUCUGCCCCCAGAGGCUCUUGGAAUGAGAAAUGUCCCUGGUACCUUGAUGCCUUUUUCGACACCCAUCAUGCUCCAGAAGAACAAUUCCAAGAUGAUGACAAGGAAGAAGAGGCGACCCUUGAGGAGGAGCUGGAGCUUCAACUACGUGAACAGAAUGACUCCCUUCGCGACCUCACCGAAGCUCUCUCUUCUGAUCCUUCUAAUCUCGAACUCAUUUCGGUUCAAGAAGAGCUUAUACAGUCUGUUAAAGAAGUGGAGGAAGGGCUUCUUCACUUGAAACAGGCAAGAUUACUUAGAGAAGUAAAUGCUUCUAUAAAAUGUUCCAAAAGUUUUUCGGAGGAUGCCGUGGUUGAGUCUCUUGAUACGAAAGAUGCUGAAGCGCUUUCAGAUGUCGGUCAACAUGACUUAAAUGAUGAAGUAGAACUACUCGUGGAUCAAAAGUAUUCUACCGGAUCUAAAUGUAGGUUCCGCUUUACUGAUGGGCGGUGGUAUAAUGGCCUGAUUGUUCAGUUGGAGGGUUCUCAUUCUGCUUUAGUUUCAUUCCUGACUCCUACAUCUGAAAGCAUGCUGAUGUGCCAGUUCUUUCUACAGAAGCGUUGUCGGUUUGGUAGUAGUUGCCGCUUAUCACAUGGUAUCGAUGUCCCAAUAUCUUCCUUAAAGAAGUUUGUUCCUACAGUAUGGGGUCCGUCUAUGGUAGGGUACAGUAUCUGGGCUCUGGAAGAGGGCAAGAAUGGGCUUUGGAGAGAAGCUGAAUUGGAGUCGUGGGAUGAGAAUCUCAAGCUUGGCCAUGUCGUAUUCCGGGACACGGGAAAAUCCUCUAAACUUGGAACUGAAGCAAUUACCCUUUCGGAGCAUGCAGAGUUGAGCGAUGAAGAUGAAGAGACUUCCUCUGAUUCCACUAGUAGCGACUAUGAUCAGGAGGAUGUGGAUUCAGCAGCUCUUCCACAAGGGCUGGGGUUUCUAGAGAGUACGAACCAGCAAAGUGGGAUCCAGACAGAAGUCACACUUUUUGCCAAGUGGGAGAAUCACACGCGCGGUGUGGCUUCUAAGAUGAUGGCGAACAUGGGAUACCAGGAAGGAAUGGGCUUAGGCUCUGCUGGACAGGGGAUGCUGGAUCCCAUCUCUGUGAGAGUUCUACCUUCAAAACAAUCCCUUGACCAUGCCUUUGAAGCCCAGAGAAACGAACAAGUCAAUGGACCUAAAAAGGGGAAGAAACGGAGUAGGGGCGGGAAGAGGAAACGGGAAAAGAAAUACGCAGAAGCAGCAAGAGCAGCGAGAGAGGAAGGAUCAAAAUCUGACAUGUUUGCACUCAUCAAUUCCCAGCUUUCUGUUCACGCUGAGAUUCUGAGAGGGACGAAGAAGCACAUGACGACCAACAAUAAUAAUAGCAAUGGUAAGGAGAAGGGUGGGGAGGAGGGGAAGAGAGAAGGAGGGAGGCGAGGCCUGCUGGCUUACGAGGACGAGAUAAAGGAGCUGAAGAUGCGGGCAGAGAAACUGGAGGAGAUGGCCAAUAGGAACCGGAGGGAGAAGGCGGUUUACGAUGCUGUGAUGAGGAAACUCAAUGAGACUCGGAGUGCUUUGGCGGAUGCCGAAGCUGCCCGCACUUGUGCUUCCACCCAACUUCUCACCAAGGAAAAGGAGAAGAGAUGGCUCAAGUUCUGAACAACAACAAGAAGAAGAAGACGAAUACAGCACCUAAUCUUCU